Molecule: messenger RNA, 2440 nt
Organism: Arabidopsis lyrata subsp. lyrata
Lineage: Eukaryota; Viridiplantae; Streptophyta; Magnoliopsida; Brassicales; Brassicaceae
Product: nucleolar and coiled-body phosphoprotein 1
Exons: 1
Coding region: 841-2397 (518 amino acids)
Source: RefSeq, a predicted model, not a curated record
AAUCUAAUCUAUUUUCUGUUGUAAAUACUUCAUGUCGAUCUAAUGAAAACGACCAAAAAGUUGUCCAGUUGCAUUGCCAUUGGUAGUUCAUAUUUGGUUAAUUAGAGUCUAAAGGUCUUUUAAUUUGAAAGGAUUUUAUUGGUUAGUUUUAGACUCGAGUCUCAGUAAAGAACAAUUAUAUAUGUAUACAUAAGCUUUAAAAAUGUUAUGGAAACGAAACGCAAAGUUCUUGGUUGAUCAGAAACACUAUUUGAAUGAUUGGUUUAUGAGAACAUAAUACAUUGGGGGUCUAAAUCAAACGCAUAAGAUGAAUGAACAUAAUAGCUAGAGAAAUAAUUUGGUUUCACUCAUUCUUCUUGAAUAUGAUUCAGUUUUUUUUUUUUUUUUUUUCCAGAAUUACUGAAACUUUUUUCCAUGUGUUUUUAUAAUAGAUAGUGAAAUAUAAGAGGAACACUUAUUUCUACAUACAUAUUACGUCUGAUAUUUUAAGCUAGGCCUAGGCAUAGGGCUUUUCUUUUGCUCGGUUAAAACUUAAACUACUCUUGAAGAAGACUCUCUUUCUUAUAAAUAAAACCCAACCUUGCAUGUCUUCACUUUCAAGUUUUCUCUUUGUUCUUUGCUUCUCCAUAAAGCUCUCUGUUAACCUAACGAGCAAAAGCAUCAACUGAAGAGAGAUUCCAAAGACAACUUCACUAGAUAAACCGAUCACAUUUCUUUACCUACCUGAAAAGUUAUCUUUCCUCCUUCAGACACAAAAAACUAGUCAUAUACAUACAACGUAGACAGAGAGAUGAGUGAAUCAAAUAUUUACUCUUUACCAUUUACCCCAUUACAAUCAUCAUGCCUCCUUUCCGUUUUCGCAUCCCAUUCUUCUCUUCCAACUCUCCUUCUCGUCUCUCUUCAGGGACUUCUUCGCCAUCGCCACCACCAACUCCUCCUCCUCCUCCUUCACGCCCUCCUUUUCGUCCUGCAGGCAUCGCUCAGCCGUCAAAGCCAGAAAAAAGGUCCAAGGUGUCACCGUCACUUUCUAAGAGUAGAAGCAAUGUUGCGGCCCUAGCAGCUUCUUCACCCGCGUCUCAAUUGCCUUCUAGCGGUGCAGCCACGCCAACCCGGCUGGUGAAACAGACUAACCAACAAUCUGCUUCUCCAUCAAAGAAACUGGAUUCUCUGAGGAUUGAGGAACAAAAGGUGACGACGAAAGAGAAGCCACCGGGAGAAACUAAAAAUGUAGCUGGCGAGAAUAUCAAUCCGGUAAAAGAGAAACCACCGAUUGCUCGUCUAGAAGAGCAUUUAGAACGAAAAGAAACAGAGGCAGUUCAGGAACAGAGGAAGAAGACAGAAGCAGAGAGACUUGUGAUGCAAGAAAAUAAGAAAGUCCUUCCUGAAGGCAAUGGGGAGAAGUCAGCAUCAGAUAUUGGACAACAGAAGAGUAAAGAAAUCGAGAAACUUGUGCUACAAGAAAGGAAGAAAGUUCUUCAUGAAGGCAGUGGAGAGAAGUUGGAAACAGAUCAGGGACAACAGAAGAGCAAAGAAACCGAGAAACUUGCAUCACAAGAAACGAAGAGACCGCUUCAGGUGGUAGGCAGAGAAGAUACAACGCGAAGCAAAACCACACGACAUAUUGCAGCAGCAUCAGAAACCACGAGAGGACCGAGAGAUCUACCGGAGAAAAAGACAGAAACGCAAAACAGAACAGAGAUUCACACCGAUGACAAUCAUCAGAAACCCAAAGGCGCAUUAACGAGUAAUCUUGGAAAUCCGAGAGUUACGACUGGACAGGGAUCAUCAUCUUCAAUGAGCAGAAAGAUCAAAGAAGACAUCAGAGAUGGAAUCAGUAAGCUUACUUGGGGAAAAGGCAACGGCGAUGAGAAAUCCGUGAACGUCUAUACUCUAACUGGAGAAAACAAAGGAGCCACAAUGGGAAUAGGUUCUGAGAAAGACAAAAAAGACGGUGAGGUUCAUAUUCGCCGUGGCUACAAAAGUAACCCAGACGAGAGCCCUAACACCACAACCAUGGAAACCGAAAACCCUAAAGACGACGAAGCAGAGGAAGAAGCGAGGUUGAAGGCAUACAUAAACGGAAAUACUCAAGGGAUAAACAAUUCCAUUGUAGUCGAGAGUUCAAUAAGUGAGAAUGAUCCAGGAGUUCAUAUGAGUUUAAAAUUGGAAAUAUCAAAGAAGGAAGUUAUAAAUCCGGCAGAGAAUGUGGAGGAGGAGAAGAAACCGGAGACGGUGACAGCGACGAAGAAUGAGCCGAGAGUAAGGAGGAGAUGCUUGAGAGGGUUACUUGCGGAGUCGAGUGGGUCGGAUCCGGAUAAUCCCUUGAAGCCACGGAGACAUGGUUGCCGGUUUACUUGUAAAGACAAAGAUAUCGAGAAAACUUCAAAAUAUAUGUAAAUUUUAUGAAAUUCUAUUCGAUCAAACUAUAUUUGCUCCUUAA